This is a messenger RNA of Phalacrocorax carbo (great cormorant), 4134 nucleotides long. The record is from RefSeq and is a predicted model, not a curated record. Lineage: Eukaryota; Metazoa; Chordata; Aves; Suliformes; Phalacrocoracidae.
GCGGCCGCCGCCCCCAUGGCCGCCCCCCCCCCUCCGCCGCCGCCGCCGCCCCGGCCCCCCGCGCCGGGGCUGAGCCCGGCCGCCUCCCAGGCACCGCCCCCUCCCCUCGGAGAUCCGCUGCGGGGAUCCGCGCCUCCCCCGCACCCUCCCGCACCCCUCAAUCUCCUGUCCCCCCGGGCCGCAGCCGCCUCCCCAGGGUCGGCGGGAGGAAGGCCGGGGCGUGGGGCUCCGGAGGGCGGGCGGCGCCCAGGGCGAGCCCAAGAUGGCUGGAGGAGGCGGCGGCGGCGGGGGAAGGCGCGGGGGGCUGUGCUGAGCGGCCCCGCCGGGACGGGACGGGCUCGGCUCGGCUGGGCUCGGCUUGCCUGGGCUCGGCUCGACCCGCAUCCGCUGUGCAGAGCCCCGCCGCGGGCGGGGGAGGCAGCGGCAAGGGUUUUGUUCCGGUGACUUUUGAUUUUUUUUUUUUUUCUAAAAAAUACCUUUUUUUUCUUUAAAAAAAAAAAUUUAUUUUUAAUACGCCUCCGGUCUCCGUUCUCCAGACGGGCAGCUCAAAAUGGCUGAGAGCUGACUUGGCUCUCCCGGAACCGCACGCCCCGGCCGGCUGGCCGCCGCACCCCUUCCCGGCGGCCGGGAAAGGCGCUCCGGGGGCGGCUCGGACACCCCCCGCUCAACCGCCUGGUUGCCGUCGGGGGGCUGCGUGUGUCGUGUCCCCCCCCGGCCGGCCAUGAGGCCGGGCUAGCUCGGGGACACCCCCCACCCCCGCCCCGGACGCCUUUUUUACCCCCCACCCCCCCCCACCCGCGCCCUUUGGGAAGCCGGAGCAGGUUGAUUUGGGGUCCGCGGGGUUUAGGUCCGCGCUUGGCAAAGCCCAUCCUUCCUCCCAUCCCUCUCCGGGAGCCUCGGACGCGGCUGGGAGGGCUGCGCUGGGCUGGGGUUUGCUCUGAAUGACCGAGCUCUUCCAUUCAAGACCUCGCAAUCUCGAAGCAGGCGAGAGGGGUUUUUUUUCUUCUCCUUUUUUUUUUUUUUCUGUCUUGUCUUUUUUUUUUUUUUCCUCUUCCUUUUUUUCUUCGCUGCUCUGCCGGUUAGAAGCAAAUCUCGGGCGCCGCGGAGAGAAUUCGUUUUUCGCCAUCGUCAUCGUCGCUAUUAUUAUUAUUUUUUUAAUCUUCCUCCUUUUCCCAUUUUGGAUCUUAACCCUUUGAUCUGUUUCCUUUAAAAGACUCUGAUUCCCAACUCCCAUCAGGGGGAGAGGGAGGAGAAAUACAGGGAGGAAAAAAAAACCCCCGAGCGAGUCCGUGCUCUCAGCUGUUAGCCAGGUUGGUGGGGGACAAAAGUCCCUUUAAAAUAUUGAAUGUCAGUUGCAAACCUAAGAAAAGAAAAAUCUGAUCCUGAGCGCUAAAUUUAGGAGCUUUAUAUGGAACUUGGACUCUGCUGCUGGAUUUUGUAUGGAUUUUUUUCAACCUUUGGGAGGACAGACCCCAGCGUCCGCCCCUAGACCGCACUGAGCCACCGAAGCGCGAGGGGGGAGACGUCGCCAGAGGCUGCCGGCAGAGAUGGCUGAGAAUUGGAAGAACUGCUUCGAAGAGGAGCUCAUCUGCCCCAUUUGCCUGCACGUCUUCGUGGAGCCGGUCCAGCUGCCCUGCAAGCACAACUUCUGCCGGGGCUGCAUCGGGGAGGCGUGGGCCAAGGAGUCGGGCUUGGUGCGGUGCCCGGAGUGCAACCAGGCCUACAACCAGAAGCCCAACCUGGAGAAGAACCUGAAGCUCACCAACAUUGUGGAGAAGUUCAACUCCCUCAACCUGGAGAAGCCCCCCUCUGUCUUGCACUGCGUCUUUUGCCGCCGGGGCCCGCCGCUGCCGGCCCAGAAGAUCUGUUUGAGGUGCGAGGCUCCGUGUUGCCAGUCCCACGUCCAGACCCACCUGCAGCAGCCCUCCACGGCCCGGGGCCAUCUCCUGGUGGAGGCGGACGAUGUGCGGGCCUGGAGCUGCCCCCAGCACAACGCCUACCGCCUGUACCACUGCGAGGCCGAGCAGGUGGCCGUCUGCCAGUUCUGCUGCUACUACAGCGGGGCCCACCAGGGACACUCGGUCUGCGACGUGGAGAUCCGCCGCAAUGAGAUCAGGAAGAUGCUGAUGAAGCAGCAGGACCGCCUGGAGGAGCGGGAACAAGAUAUUGAAGAGCAGCUCUACAAGCUGGAAUCGGACAAGCGGCUGGUCGAGGAGAAGGUGAGCCAGCUGAAGGACGAGGUGCGUCUGCAGUACGAGAAGAUGCACCAGAUCUUGGACGAGGACUUGCGGAAGACCAUGGAGAUCCUGGACAAGGCCCAGGCCAAGUUCUGCAACGAGAACGCGGCCCAGGUCCUCCACCUCAAUGAACGCAUGCAGGAGGCCAAGAAACUCCUCAGCUCUGUCCAGGUCAUGUUCGACAAAACCGAGGACAUCAACUUCAUGAAGAACACCAAGUCUGUGAAAAUCUUAAUGGACAGGACCCAGAACUGUACAGGUGGCAGCCUGCCCCCGCCCAAAAUCGGCCACCUCAACUCCAAGCUCUUCCUGAAUGAGAUCGCCAAGAAGGAGAAGCAGCUCAGGAAGUUGCUGGAAGGUCCUCUGAGCACCCCCGUCCCCUUCCUGCAGAGCAUCCCCAUGUACCCCUGCACCGUCAGCAACUCCGGCGCGGAGAAGCGCAAGCACUCCACCGCCUUUCCCGAGGGCAGCUUCCUCGAGCCAUCGUCUGGGACUGUGGCGAGCCAGUACAUGAGCCAGGGUGCUUCGGCUGGCGAGGGGCAGUCCGCACAAGCCAUGGUGCCUUGUAGCUCCACGCAGCACAUAGUUGGACUUCCCAGCGGCCCGCAGCCGGUGCACUCGGGCUCCGUCUUCAACCCAUCUCACUACCCCAACACCACGUCAUCUCAGCAGUCCGUGCUCUCCCAGUACGGUGGGCGAAAAAUCCUCGUCUGCUCAGUGGAUAACUGUUACUGUUCCUCCGUGUCCAACCACAGCGGGCACCAGCCCUACCCACGGUCGGGGCACUUCCCCUGGACGGUCUCCUCGCAGGAGUACUCCCACCCACUGCCGCCUGCCCCUGCCGUCCCCCAGUCGCUCCCGGGACUUGCCGUGAGGGAAUGGAUUGACGCAUCCCAGCAGCACGGGCGGCAGGAUUUCUAUAGGGUCUACGGCCAGCCGUCGGCGAAACACUACGUCACCAGUUAACCGUCACACUCUCCGGAGAGUCCCGUUCAAUGACGCGUUCGGAGAGAAAAGUCUGGUUUGGUUUGGCUUUUCUUUUCCCCCCCACCUCCUUUUAAAUCAAACCCAAUUUUUUCCCCACCUUGCACCCCUCCAGGAUUUUGGGGAGGGUUGUUCUCUCAUCUCUCUUUUUUUUAAUCCUUUUAAAACAAAAUAAUAAUGUUUUUUUUUUUUCUUGUAAUUCCUUUUUUUAAUUUAAUUUUGGAAAGUCCUUCCUGCCCCUCACUGGGAAAAGAUGAGGGAGAAAUUACUGAGAAGAAAUCGAUGGGGAUUUCAGUGGGGCAACUGGGUCUGUGCGUCGCGCUCUUCCUCGCUCCUCUCUGCCUUUGGAAAACUUCAGAAGGGACAAUGGCACCUUCUCUCUUUCCAUUUCUCCAAGUUCAUUUUUUCUGGUUUGGUUCAGUUUUUCCCCUUUCCCCACCCCAAUCUUUGCCUUUUUAAAAAGAAAAAAAGAAAAAAAUCUAUCACUGAUUCAGUAUGAAACGAUACUUGUAGAUUUUGGGUUUGUUACCUUUUUUGUUUUUUAAAGGCUGAUUAUUUUUGUGUUACGAGGCCAUUUCUCAUGCAUAUUGGCAUUUUAUUUUCCUUCUUUCAGAGAUUUGUAAAUACACAAUGGCAGGAAAUUUAAUGCACAAAAAAAAGGGAAAAGAAACUUAAAAAAAAAAAAACCACGAAUAAAUAAAUAAAUAAAUCUGUUCUAGUUUUCAGGAGGGGAAGCGUGGCCGAAAUGCACCCCCCUCCUGUGUAUCGCUGAUGCAACUUCCUGUAACAAGCACUUUGUAUAAAAAAAAAGUGGACUUCCUGCUAUAAGGCACAGGUAUUUAUUCUGUAACCGAUUUUAGAACACACACACACAAAAAAAAAUAUUCAAAUAAAUGUGAUCACUUAGUGCAAA